GUUGCUUUCUGUUAGGACAGACGCGUAUGUUACUGUAUCUUUAAGAGCAUGCGCCUCUUGAACACACGACGGAGGUACUCUUGACUCGUACUUAACGCGGGACCCGCCAUUUGUUGACGAAUUAGUACAGUCGAAACUAAAGAAUACACAAAACAGUCAUCAUAUAGGCAUAGAUCACAGCAUAAUGUACACAAAGCGUUCGACUAACGCGAUGAUUCAUCUUGUUCGGUUCGAAGCAUGACUCGUAAGAGAAGUGUCGUUUGGGAUUAUUUUGAAGAGGUCGAUACGGAAUCAGUGGUUUGCCUGCUGUGUAAAAAUGCAUUGUGUAAACACGAACAUGGCAGUACGACACCGAUGCUAAGACAUGUGCGCGCCGAACACCCCAGAGAGGCUGCCAUGGAACUUGGUAGGACCGAUGGUCAGGAAGCUUCGACUGGACAGCAGCCCAUGGACACUGACGGUGCACAAGUGGAGGUGGAACUGGAGGAGGCAGACUGUAACACCGUCAUCACUGUGAACGACACUGACAUUGAUUCUGCAUUAAACGGCAUCCUUGUAGCUGUACAGGGAGAGCCCAUGGAAGAAAGAAAAGAAGAAGACGACGUGGUCAGAAAUACACUCCCCUCAAAGACGAAAUCACAACGUCGGAGCAUGAUCUGGAGACACUUUGAACGCUCGGAAAGUUUAGAUGGUUGUCGAUGUUACAUUUGCAAUAGGAAGAUAAAAUGCUCUUCUGAGGGCAGCACCAGCAACCUGCACAGACACAUGUCAAAGAUGCACCCGCAUGUGAAUUUGCGAACAGGCGAGGUGCUGAAGCAGUCACCAUCAGACACAUCCUCACCCACAAAGAAAAAGGAUCUUAGGAAGACAUGUCCAGCAAAGGUCACAAAGGACGUAGCAGUUCCAGAUGUGCUUCAGGUAUCACAGGCAACUGCAGGAGAGAGGCGUGUUUUUAGGAGGGAGCUGGAGCUGAUAGAAGCUCUGAGGAGGGCGCAGAAGGAGGAGGCGCAGGCUCUGGAGCAUCAGAGGGAGCUUGUUGAGAAGCUGCGGGCUGUCAAUGCCAGAGAAGCUGCUGUAGAGAGAGAGCAAAUUGAGUCUCUCAGGAGAGCACAGCAGGAGGAAGCCAAAAAAUUAAGCAGACAGAGGGAAGAGCUCAAGACAGAAAAGGUGGCACUGCGGAGGAAACGGGAGGAGCUCCAGCAGAAGGAGCAACUGCUCUUGCUUUCCAGGGAACAUCCAGUCACUAUUUCUCACUAAAAGUGAGAUUUUUUUAUUGGCUAGUAGUUGCACCAAUGCAAAUACCAGUUUUUUUCUUUUAAUAAAAUCUACUUUGCAGACCCGUACUUGAUCUUUGAUUUAGCUUCAUAAUAUAAAAACUAGGGCAUAUAUUGUGCAUAUACCUCCUCAGGCUUGCUGUGCAUUAAUAGCAACAUAAAUUACCAAUAUGUCACAAUGUGCUUCAAGAUAAAUACGAUUUACAUCAUUUGUUUCCACUAGUUUUGUAGCCACCUGAUAGAAGCACAACUAUGUGAAACAAGCCAAUUGUCUUCUUGUGAGCAUUUAUACCAUAAUUGUCUUUUUCUAAGAGAAUUGGUAGUAAAACGUUUCUGUAGUUUACUAUAGAAAAUUUAGAAUUUGGGGGGCGUGAGAGGCCGGGAGCACUUUCUAUGCUACUGCAGACCUGCCAACAUGUAUAAAUUUAUUGUACUCGACAUGCACUUUGACUCUUGAAUAUAAUUGUAUGCUUCACAGCUAUCGUUGAAUUUUCCUGGUUUCAGUUUCGAGUUCAGUCUGGACAGUACAGAUAAAUAGACAGCAGUUUCUCGAUAGUAUUUCAAAGGGGGGGGGGACAGAAAAUAAUUGAGAACCACUGUUUUAAAGUGUGUUACCUUAAGGGAGUUGUGAGCCCUAGAAGGCGUGACAGAAAAAGUACACAAGCACAGCGCAUGCGUAUUUAGAUGUGAGUAUUUUCCCGUUUCUGAUUUCACAGGCAGUAAUUUCGCACCAAUAACCCACUGAAAGGGUUACUUCCGAAAUAUUACACGAAAUUUAGCUUUAAAUCUAUCGACAGCCAAGCAUCAGUAAAUUAACCAGAUAGUUUGAAUUCGAACGAGCCAAUUUGUAGUGCCUAACAGGCUACAACCAGGGACUAUUCUCUGUGAAUUUAAAGUGGAAGAUGGCUGACAACGGAUCGGUCGCAAUGAAAAGAUGCGAUUCUGGUCAACUGUCCUCUGUGAGCAUGGACACUAUCUCGGCUCUCACGGAGCUGGAGGACCUAGAGAAAGUUUAUCAGCAGCUAUGUGUUGAGGAGAAAGCAGUGGAGGCUGAGCUGGAUCACCUGGUGGGCCAGGAGGGAACUAUUCACACAAAGAUGCUGGCCCUCCAGCGGAUGGGGCCCAACCUACAGUUGAUCGGAGGAGAUGCCAGCCAGCUGUCGGGCAUGAUUACAUUUACCUGCAGCCUGGCAGAGAACGUCAGCCGCAAAGUCAGACAGUUAGACCUGGCAAAGACACGGCUAUAUAAAGUCAUCCAGCGUGCUGAUGACAUCCUUGAUCUAAAGUUCUGUACGGACGGCGUACAGACAGCUCUGCAUAAUGAAGAUUAUGAACAGGCAGCUGCUCACAUCCACCGCUAUCUUUCUCUGGACCAGUCAGUCAUUGAGCUGAGCAGACAGGGAGAAGAAAGCAGUACUGUGGAUGCCAGUCUGUUACUGCUGCAGGAGGCUGAGCAGAAACUGAAGGUCAUCGUCGCUAAGAAGUUGGAUGAAGCUGUGUCUGCAGUGGAUCUGGCGCAGGUGGAAAGGUUUUUCAAGAUCUUUCCUCUGUUGGGCCUCCACCAGCAGGGCCUCGCCCGCUUUGGACAAUAUCUCUGCAGUCAGCUCGCCUCCAAAGCUGAAGAGAACCUGCUGUUAGCAACUGGAGGAGACCUGGGUGACAAAAGAGCUCCACUCAUAUUUGCAGAUACUCUGACACUUUUACUUGAAGGCAUUGCUCGUGUUGUUGAGACCCAUCAGCCCAUCGUAGAGACAUAUUACGGCCCAGGCCACCUGUACACUCUCAUUACUCAUCUACAGCAGGAAUGUGACCAGCAGGCACAGAAGAUAGUGGACAAGUUCAUUCAGCAGCGAGGAUACCUCAACAAGUUUCAGGUUGUCCAGAGCAGCAUGAUGAAGAGCGUACCUGGGGAGAGGAUUGAGCCCAGAGAGCUUGACCCUGUAUUGGCAGAAGUCACUUUAAUGAAUGCUCGGGCGGAGCUUUACCUGCGUUUUUUGCGCCGGCGUAUGUUGGCCGACUUUGAAAUUGGCGAUGCUCAGAGCAUUACAACAGAGCAUCAUCAGAAUGUGGAGAAGCUGCUGAAACAUUGCGUGCUGAGCAGGAACAUGCAGGAGCUGAUCGGCUAUUACAUACCAAUGGAGGAAUACUACAUGAGGGAGUCUGUCAACAAGGCUGUUACAAUGGAUACCUAUGAGAAGGGUCAGCUGACCUCCAGCAUGGUGGAUGAUUGUUUCUACAUUGUAAAGAAGUGCAUCAGUCGAGCUCUGUCCAGCUCCAGCAUCGACUGCCUGUGUGCAAUGAUCAACCACGCCAACUCAGUGCUGGAGUCUGAUUUUAGGGAGGUGCUGUACAACAAGCUGCGGCAGGGCUUCCCCGCGACCACGCUGCAGGACAUCCAGCGUGGUGUCAGUAGUGCCGUCAGCCUGAUGCAGAGCAGCUUGCAGCAGGGAAAGUUCAACACUGAGUUCAACAUAGAGAGCACUGAAAAUGCAAAGACUGCCUUUUUGGUGACUCUCAACAAUGCCGAGGUGUGCAGUGAGAACGUCUCCACUUUGAAGAGAAACCUUGAGAACGACUGCUCCAAGCUGUUCAGUCAGGGGGCCGGUUCCGGUGAACACGCCAAGAUUGAAAGCUGUUUGUCCGACCUUGUCAACACAUCCACAAAGUUCAAGGACCUUUUGCAGGAAGGCCUGACUGAGUUGAACACAACUGCCAUAAAACCCCAAGUCAAACCCUGGAUCAGCUGCUUCCUGUCCAUCUCUCAUAACAUAGAGGAGGAGGAAUUUAAUGAUUACGAAGCAAAUGAUCCCUGGGUGCAGCAGCUCAUCGUCAACUUGGAGCAGCUGAUGGCGGAGUUCAAGACAGCCCUCUCUCCUGUUAUCUAUGACACACUGACUAGCCUGAUGACCAGCCUCAUAUCCAUUGAGAUGGAGAAGACGGUCCUCAAGUGCUCAUUCAGCAGGCUGGGUGGGCUGCAGUUUGAUAAAGAGCUCCGUUCCCUUGUGGCGUAUCUCACCACUGUGACCACCUGGACCAUCAGGGACAAGUUUGCUCGCCUCACGCAAAUGGCCACCGUCCUCAACCUGGAGCGUGUAACUGAGAUCUUGGACUACUGGGGACCAAACUCCGGCCCCCUGACGUGGCGUUUGACCCCAGCAGAGGUGCGGCAGGUUCUAGCUCUACGUGUUGACUUCAGAAGCGAGGAUAUCAAGAGGCUGCGACUGUGACAUGCUGCUUCCUCAAGAGAUAUUGAGCCUGAACUACAUUAGGCAGAAGAGAAAAGGAGUGGAACAGACCUGCCGCAGGCUACUGAGUCAUGUGUGUGGCUGUGAAGGAGAGAAGAGCUUUGUCCCCUCUCAACGGUCAAACAAGCCUCCUGCUUCCCCACCGUGACCAUCGGCCACAAGAACAACACCUCCCCACCUUACCGCCGUCAUGCAGCACAAGCGCCACAGGCUCAAGGCUUGCACGUAGAAGCCAAACGGAGGAAUUUCUGCACUGCAUUUUUCCCCCAAAAAAGGCGCCAACUGAAUCCCACCCUUGUGCCAGCAGUCCUGAACAAAUCAUUAAAAAAACAAACA
Molecule: messenger RNA, 4855 nt
Organism: Dunckerocampus dactyliophorus (ringed pipefish)
Lineage: Eukaryota; Metazoa; Chordata; Actinopteri; Syngnathiformes; Syngnathidae
Gene: cog4
Product: component of oligomeric golgi complex 4
Exons: 22
Coding region: 2177-4501 (774 amino acids)
Source: RefSeq, a predicted model, not a curated record